CAAACGCGCGCCAAUCGGUGGUCAGAGAGUGGGAUAAGCUUGCAGGAUUAAUUAAAGGACUAACCAAGGGACCCACUAAACAAAUACAGAAUGACCAAACUAACACCGCAGCGACCUCCGUUGGCAGGGAACAUCUUGGCUUUGAUGCUGCUGCUGGCGUCCACAGGGCUGGAGGCACGCCGCAUCGCUCACCGCCGACUCAUCAUCCAUGUGCCCGUCAAGGUGAAGACCCACCAUCACACCCAUACGGUGUACAAGGCGCUUCGCGGCUCCCACGGUGGCGGUGGCGGCGGUGGAGAUAUCAAGCAAACCGUCUACAAAGUGCUCGGCUACUCCGGACACUCAAAGGGAGGACUCGUCGGCGGUGGUGGCAGUGGCGGCGGCUAUGGCAGCUAUGACAUGGGUGGCGGCGGCAUGGGGGGCAUGGGUCAUGGCGAAAUCACGUACGAGGAUAUGCACGGAUGCGAGAGUGGCAAGGUGAUGCCGGCGCAUCGGGACAUGAUUUUCAACCAUUUCUCGCGCCACGACGAACCGGAGGACGCCUUGGAUGCCUUGGCGACGGACUUUGACGAGGUGCAGGACGAGUUUAUAGAUGUUAGGGAUGGCUGGUUGUGAAUAAAGUUACGUGUGGGAAAACAUGGACGAUUAAUUAUAAAAUUCCAGGCGAUAAUCCAUCCCUCCUCCCUCCUGCAGCAGCAGCAGCUUCAGCUUCAGCAUUUGCAUGCGACUCCAAAGUAAUUACAAAAUUGUCGAC
Drosophila subobscura is the source of this 754-nucleotide messenger RNA. RefSeq names its product keratin, type I cytoskeletal 10. NCBI's taxonomy places the organism in Eukaryota, Metazoa, Arthropoda, Insecta, Diptera, Drosophilidae. The transcript is spliced from 2 exons. The record is from RefSeq and is a predicted model, not a curated record. Bases 91 to 615 code for a protein of 174 amino acids.